Molecule: messenger RNA, 2345 nt
Organism: Pygocentrus nattereri (red-bellied piranha)
Lineage: Eukaryota; Metazoa; Chordata; Actinopteri; Characiformes; Serrasalmidae
Product: calpain-5-like
Exons: 14
Coding region: 181-2109 (642 amino acids)
Biological process (GO): proteolysis
Cellular component (GO): cytoplasm
Molecular function (GO): calcium-dependent cysteine-type endopeptidase activity
Source: RefSeq, a predicted model, not a curated record
CCCGGUUCAUGAUGGUGAGGACAACAUACUCUCUGCUGUCCAUCAGGAUCCAGACCUGAAUUUAGAGGUUCUAAAGAGUGGGAGGUGCUCUGGUUUUGGGGGCGUGGCUAAAGCAGUGAGAAUCAGCACACAGAAACACAGCUGGAGUUAAAGAAAGAACAGGAAGAGAAGGCCAGAAUCAUGUUCUCCACAGUUGUUCCGUAUAAGAACCAGCACUACUCUGAACUGAAGAAGGAUUGCUUGGAACAUAAGAAGCUGUUUGAGGACCCAGAGUUCCCCUGCACCAACAGCUCCCUCUACUACAGAACCCCACUGCCCGGCAGAGUGGAGUGGAAACGACCUGCGGAGAUCAGUGAAAACCCUCAUCUGUUUGUGGAGGGUAUCAGUGCUCAUGAUCUGAAUCAGGGGGAGGUGGGGAACUGCUGGUUUGUGGCUGCGUGUUCCUGCCUGGCACUGAAGCCGCACCUCUGGCAGAAGGUGAUUCCCAAUUGGAAGGAACAGGAAUGGGAUCCCAAACAUCCAGAAUAUUAUGCAGGAAUCUUCCACUUCCAGUUCUGGAUAUUUGGGGAAUGGACAGACGUUGUCGUGGAUGACCGUUUGCCCACAAUUAAUGGGAAACUGAUAUACUGCCAUUCAAAAUCCAACAACGAGUUCUGGAGCGCUCUGCUGGAGAAGGCUUAUGCUAAACUGUCGGGCUGUUAUGAGUCUCUGAAUGGAGGGAACACAGGAGAUGCUGUGGUGGACUUCAGCGGGGCUGUGAAUGAGCCCAUCAGUCUGGAGUCUGGACCCUACCGCACUGACCCUAAAGCCAGAGAAAAGCUGUUCUCUGACCUGAUGACGGUGUAUGACCGGGGAGGCAUCAUCAGCUGCUCCAUAACGGCGUCUCCUCAUGAGCGUGAGCUGCGUCUGCCUAACGGUCUGGUGAAAGGUCACGCAUACUCAGUGACGGCGGUCCGGAGGGUCCGCCUGGGACAUGGCCUUCUGGCUUUCUUUAAAAACGACACCAUCACUCUCAUCCGCAUGAGGAACCCCUGGGGUAAACACGAGUGGAACGGAGCCUGGAGUGACAGUUCAGAAGAGUGGCAGAAGGUGGGCUCUAUGGAGAGGAGUAAAAUGGGGGUCACAGUGGAGGAUGAUGGAGAGUUCUGGAUGUUCUUUGAUGACUGGUGUCAGAACUUCACGGACACCGAUGUGUGUCGACUGAUGAACACGUCUGUGCUGAGUGUGCAGAAGUCGUGGUGUGAGGGUGUGUGUUUCAGCAGCUGGACCAAACACACGGAACCGCUGAGGAACCGGUGUGGCGGCUGUAUGAACCACAGACAGACCUUCUUACAGAACCCACAGUACGUGCUGGAUCUUCAGGAUGAAGACGAACUGCUGGUGUGUCUGCAGCAGAGAGAUAUGAAGAUCCACAGGCCUCGUGGUCAGGGAGAGAACCUCACCAUCGGAUUCGCCAUAUUUAAGGUUGAGUUGAACAGGAAGUAUCGAAUGCAUGACCUCAUCACUCAGCAGAACGUGGCCACAUCGACGUACAUAAACGCUCGCUCUGUGUUUCUGAGGAAGGUUCUGCCCAAAGGCCGAUACGUCAUCAUCCCGUCCACCUUCAGGCCUGAGGUGCUGGGAGACUUCAUGCUGCGGGUUUAUACUGAUAAAGACUGCGGCUGCAGAGAGCUGGAUUUAGAUAAGCCCCGCGUCCGCUGCUGGAGCUCGUUUGUGGGUUAUCCUCAGAUGGUCACUCAGAUUUAUGUGCAUGGAGCAGAAGGGCUGGAAAACCAGGACAGUAACGGAGGUGCUGAUCCCUACGUGAUCAUUUCCUGCGAGAGCAGUUCAGUCCAGUCCCGAAUUCAGAACGACACCAGGGACCCGCUGUUCGACGUCAGAGCCAUCUUCUACAGGAAGAAACCUAACAAACCAGUCACCAUCCAGGUGUGGAACAGUAAUGCUGUAAAGGACCAGUUUAUGGGUCAGGUGGUUCUGCCGGCAACUCUGAAGGACACUGCAGAACCGCAGAAGGUCUCAUUGAAAAAGAAAGGUGGUCAGACGGCUGAAGAAAUGCCCGGAAAGAUCAGCAUCAGGGUUGUAACGUCCAGGGAGCUCACUGCCAUGUAGCACAACAGAGGAUAAUUAAUAUGAACAACAAAGAAAAUGUAUAGCACAUAUAACCCACACUUAAAGGAACUGACUAGUCAGCGGUCAGAAAAUUAUUCUUAACUCACUAAGUCUUAUCACAGGCAAACAUCUAACAUGCCACAAUAUUCAGCAAAAAAGGCCAAACAGCUAUAUAUAUAUAUAUACAUAUACACACACACAAUUGUCCAAAAUGUCUUGGUGCUAAAACAUUAAGG